AUGAAUUUAGAAACAAACAGAGACGACCCUCCACGCCCAAACAGACCGGGGGAAAUCCCGACUCCUGCCCUCCGCGCUCACACCCGAUCCGCGUCUGCGUCCGCCGUCUCCGGUCCCUUCGCCCAAGCAAUCCGACAAAACCAAUACACGCUCGCUAACGAUACGAAUGUCCCCGUCCACCACGUAGGGCAUUCCUCGACCGAGAUCGGCCACUAUGGUCUGACAGCUGCUGGGCCUGCCACUCACACCCCUAAUUUCGGCAGCAGAACAGCCCACCUACCAUCGGUCGAUCUCAACGCAAAGGCGCGACUGAACUCGGCUGCCGCACAGCAAUUGCACCAGACCCGGUCUGGAGUGGGCAAGAGGUCCUCAGACGACGAGGCUGGGGCUCAGGACAAUAGUCAACCUUUUUCGAAGAAACAGCGCACACGGCUUCCACCCCCUGGCACCAUAGACCUCAGUACCUUCACCAAACCCGCGCUUCCCCAAAAGCUCGUCGCCGGCCUGACCUCGCCCCUGUUCUUCUCGCAUAAGCAGAGGCCGCCCAUCGAGAGGCCGCCCAGCUUCUCUGGGUCUCAGGCCACCACAAUGUUGAAGAGCGUUCGGGAGAGUGGAGAGGUGACAACUCUGAAGCUUGCGCGGGGCACCGUCAGUUCAGCAAGUCCCGCGAGAUCUUCAAGUACUCCCGGUAGCUGGUCCUCGAUCGAUGCUGUAAAUCAAACCCGAAGUCCUGAUACCCAGUCGUCCACUCCGGGAAUACAGGUGCUCCAAAGCAUAGGUAUCUUGGAGCUGUUGGAGCGUGACGACCGACCCACCUUCAUCGUCGAUGGCGCAAAUCCCGCCAACACGACUCCUGGGCCCUUUGCUGUUUUGUAUGCGAAUCCCGCCCUGCAUGUGUCUGAUGCUAUCCGCCACUUGAUCUUUGUGGAUUUUCAGGAUGACGCGGAUGCGAAGGGUGGCAAGGACCAGUUCUCCGGCUUCAAAAACUGGGUGAAGAGCGGCGGGGUGAAUGUGGACGGGCUGGAUGUUUUCAUGCCUGCAUACCAUUAUGGGGGUGUUGACUGGACCUGCUCUACUCUCAGGAACAGAUUCCGUUUCGUCAGUGCGAACAGGAGCGCAGCUUCCAUUGCGCGAACCUCACCCGAACCGUCACACGAGCGUGAACCCAGCGUCGAGUCCCGGAGUCGUGGGUUAACACCGAAUGCCCAGCCCAAAACGCCCAGUGACAUUGUAAUACCCGAUCGAGACUACUUCGGCAAUGUGGAGGACGACGGCCAACCUAGUGUCGGUAGCGACGCUGGAGAGCCGGUAUCAUUGCACCGCAGCACCGACUUCACGCCCUCUGUCACCUUGUCGUCCCCGCGACCUUCGUUCGACUGGACGCGGAUUCCUCUGACACCCGAUCUUCCCGAACAUGUUCGCUUCGCCCGCACAAGGGACUGGGCGUCGACGCCCCUUGGCCCCAUUGAGGACUGGUCCGCAGAAUUGCUAGCCAUGGCUAACAUGGUCAUGGGCAGUCCUCAUCCCGCAGCCAUGUAUUGGGGCCGAGAGUUCACGGCGAUAUACAACGAAGCCUAUGUCGCCAUGGCAGGGCAGAAACAUCCUAAACUCAUGGGCCAAAGCUACAAAGAGGCAUGGAAUGAGAUUUGGCCAGAGGUCGCCGCUGUCUUCGAGGGUGCCUGGGAAUCUGGCCAAGCUACCAUGAAGAACGAUGAUCGGCUCAUCUUGAAGAGGAAUGGUUUCAAUGAGGAGACUUUCUUCUCGUGGUCUAUUGUUCCGCUCGUUGGUGACGACGGUUCCGUUGUAGGCCUAUACAACCCGGCCUUUGAGAAUACUCGGCGGAAGGUGGCCGAGCGAAGAAUGCACACCUUGCGCGAAGUCGGCGAGAAGACCGCGCUGGCCCGCGAGGUCAAGGGCUUCUGGACUCUGGUCCACGAAGGACUGGAAUACAACGAGGACGACGUCCCAUUCAACUUGGUAUACUCUGUCACAGAAGAUCCCGAGAGCGACGUGUCGUCUAUGCACUCGGGCAGCUUUGUAAACCCGCCACAUCUGAUCCUCGAGGCUUCCGUCGGCGUACCACAGGGACACCAGUGUCUAGUUUCUGCCUUGGAUCUGAGAACCAGCAACGAGGGCUUCGCUCCGUAUAUGCGAGAAUCAAUGUCCAAUUCGGGAAGACCAGUCAUUCUGUCAGCGGAGAAAGGGACGUUACCGGAAGGUCUGAUGGAUGGGUUCGAGUGGCGAGGUGGCGGCGAACCAUGCCACUCGAUCGUUAUCUUCCCAGUCCACCCCACGACCGGCAGCGAAAGCGUGGUUGGCUUCAUCGUCAUGGGCGUCAAUCCCAGGCGACCCUUUGACGAAGACUACGAGCUUUUCGUCAACUUGUUGUCGAGACAGCUGGCUACAUCGUUGGCAUCCGUGGUUCUUUUCGAAGAGGAGAUACGCCGCGGACAGAAGGCGGCGCAGAUGGCAGCCGCUGAUCGGCAAGAGUUGACCAAGCAACUCCACAUCCGAACCCAGGAGGUGGAGGAGAGCGAACUCAAAUUCACGCGGAUGGCCGAGUUUGCUCCAGUGGGUAUGUUCAUAGCCAACCAUAUGGGUCACAUCACAUACUGUAACGAUAUGUGGUGGGAUAUAUCGAGGCACAACAGAUCACAUAGCGUCAACAACUGGAUGCAAAGCGUGAAAGACGAAGACAGGCCUGCAUUAGAGAAGGUGUGGCAUCAUCUGAUCACGGAGAAGGUCGCCAUAACUCAUGAGUUCAGAUUUAAAUGUUCUCGCCAUGAAGGCGAAACGGUGAUCGACACUUGGGUGCUGAUGAGUGCCUAUCCGGAGAGGAAUGUCAACGGCGGCAUAAAAGGAAUUUUUGGAUGCAUCACGAACAUUUCGCAGCAGAAAUUGGCCGAGCAGAUCCAAAUGCACCGCCGCGAGGAAGCCGUCGAGCUCAAACGCCAGCAGGAAAAUUUCAUCGAUAUAACAAGUCACGAAAUGCGCAAUCCACUCAGCGCCAUUCUCCAAUGUGCGGACGAAAUUGCUAAUACUCUGACAUUCUACAGCACUUCCAGCGAGUGGACAGAGAAGAGCGAGAACCUGAGACUUGCCUUGGAAGCGUGUCUCGAAGCGGCCAACACGAUCACGCUUUGUGCAAGCCAUCAGAAGCGGAUAGUCGACGAUAUUUUGACACUCUCCAAACUAGACUCCCAGCUGCUCCUGGUCACCCCUGUCGAAGUGCAGCCACUGGCGGUGGUGCAGAGGGUUCUCAAGAUGUUUGAGGGCGAGCUGAACACGAAUGGCAUUGAGAUGAAGUUCCAAGUCAAGAACCGCUACCUCGAUAUGGGUAUUGACUGGGUCAAACUAGAUCCUUCGCGACUCUUGCAGGUGCUGAUCAAUCUGAUGACCAACGCUAUCAAGUUCACCCAAGCAUGUGCUCAGCGGUCUAUCAUCGUUACUCUCGAUGCGUCCAAGGAAAUUUCCGAGCGAACCGACUCGGAGAUCUUGUACUUCCAGAGCGACAGAGCCGACAAGGACGACUUGACGGACCACCCUGAUUGGGGAGACGGCGAGAAAAUCAAUCUCCAUUUUUCCGUCCAGGACACCGGCCGGGGCUUGGAUGAGCAUGAGAGAAAGCUCCUAUUCCAGCGCUUCUCACAGGCCUCACCCCGCACUCACGUUCAGUACGGUGGAUCCGGAUUGGGUCUAUUCAUUUCCAGGAUCUUGACUGAACUGCAGGGCGGCCAGAUCGGUGUGACCUCGCAAAAGGGCGUCGGCAGCACCUUCUCUUUCUACCUCCAGAGCCGCAAGACAAGCUGUCCAUCUUCCGAUAUCAAGACACUGCCAAGUGCACCACCCCUUACCCGCGCUCCAGGGUCAUCUACCACGAUUGAGACGCGACAUCCAAAGUCCACGGCCCGCGAGGCUCUGAGCCGCACCACCAAGACCGUGGCUCCCUCCAAACCGAGGUUUUCGGAAGAUGGGCGCCGCCUAUUUGACGUCCUCAUCGUGGAAGACAACAUUGUGAAUCAGAAAGUGCUCCAACGGUCGCUUCGCACCGUUGGGAACAACACCAAGGUCGCAAAUCACGGAGGGGAAGCUUUAGAAGUUCUGAAGGAAUCGCGGUUCUGGCAUGGGAACGAAGAGACGGGCGACGACAUCUCGAUAAUCCUGAUGGAUUUGGAGAUGCCAGUCAUGGACGGCAUGACCUGCGCCCGAAAGAUCCGCCAACUAGAGCGAGAAGGGACGCUGGUUAGUCAUAUUCCAAUUAUUGCUGUCACGGCAUAUGCUCGGCCUGAGCAGAUUGAAGAUGCCAAAGCCGCAGGUGUUGACGACGUCAUCUCCAAACCGUUCCGCAUGCCCGAGCUCAUUCCUAGAAUGGAGCAACUAGUCGACCUAACCACACCAUACUCGGAAACUACGGGGGUAUGA
Messenger RNA from Anthostomella pinea, 4422 nucleotides. The record is from the annotation of a GenBank genome assembly. Lineage: Eukaryota; Fungi; Ascomycota; Sordariomycetes; Xylariales; Xylariaceae.